Messenger RNA from Indicator indicator, 6200 nucleotides. RefSeq names its product DEAD-box helicase 6 (gene DDX6). Lineage: Eukaryota; Metazoa; Chordata; Aves; Piciformes; Indicatoridae. Gene Ontology annotation, molecular function: RNA helicase activity; mRNA binding; ATP binding. The record is from RefSeq and is a predicted model, not a curated record. Bases 330 to 1781 code for a protein of 483 amino acids. The transcript is spliced from 14 exons. Gene Ontology annotation, cellular component: cytoplasmic stress granule; P-body. Gene Ontology annotation, biological process: cytoplasmic stress granule assembly; P-body assembly.
AACAAGGCACCAAGGGGGAGCGAGAGGCUUUUUAACCUGGGCGAGUGGGGGGAGUGCGGCUGUUGGCGAUUGAAGCAAAUGAAUUCUGACAUAACUCAACUUUGAUAGAGGGCUUUUUUUUAAAAAAAGUUGAUCCACAGUGCAUCAGAGCAAGUUACUAUACUUUUGAGUGGCUUAGAGGUGCUUGCCUGCAUUGCAAUAAAGGACUCAUAUAUUGAGCAAGACUUAUUUAUCUCUUCAUUUUGGAGAGUCUAAUAAACUGUUAUUACAGUUUCUGUACUGACUUUCAAAGUUUUGAAGUCUAAAAAGACAUCUUUAAAAACAAAAGCAUGAGCACGGCCAGAACAGAGAACCCUGUUAUAAUGGGUCUAUCCAGUCAGAAUGGGCAGUUGAGAGGCCCUGUAAAACCCAGCGGGGGCCCAGGAGGUGGAGGCACACAAACUCAGCAACAGAUGAACCAGCUGAAAAAUGCCAACGCAAUCAACAACGGCACUCAACAGCAAGCACAGAGUAUGACCACCGCUAUUAAACCUGGUGAUGACUGGAAAAAGACUUUAAAACUCCCUCCAAAGGAUUUGAGAAUCAAAACUUCGGAUGUGACCUCCACAAAAGGAAACGAGUUUGAAGAUUACUGUUUGAAACGGGAGUUGCUGAUGGGAAUUUUUGAAAUGGGCUGGGAAAAACCAUCUCCUAUUCAGGAGGAGAGCAUCCCCAUUGCUUUAUCUGGUAGGGAUAUCUUGGCUAGAGCGAAAAAUGGAACAGGCAAGAGUGGAGCCUACCUCAUUCCUUUACUUGAACGGCUAGACUUAAAAAAGGACAAUAUACAAGCAAUGGUCAUCGUUCCCACCCGUGAACUAGCCCUGCAGGUCAGUCAAAUCUGUAUCCAAGUCAGCAAACACAUGGGGGGUGCCAAAGUGAUGGCAACAACUGGAGGAACCAAUUUGCGAGAUGACAUAAUGAGGCUUGAUGAUACAGUUCAUGUGGUGAUAGCUACCCCUGGGAGAAUUCUCGAUCUCAUCAAGAAAGGAGUAGCGAAAGUGGAGCAUGUCCAGAUGAUAGUAUUGGAUGAGGCAGAUAAGUUGCUGUCUCAAGAUUUUGUUCAAAUAAUGGAAGACAUUAUUCUCACACUACCUAAAAACAGGCAGAUUUUGCUCUAUUCAGCUACUUUCCCAUUGAGCGUACAGAAGUUCAUGAAUUCCCACUUGCAGAAACCCUAUGAGAUUAAUCUGAUGGAGGAGCUGACCUUGAAGGGAGUUACCCAAUACUAUGCCUAUGUAACUGAGCGUCAGAAAGUACACUGCCUCAAUACUCUGUUUUCUAGGCUCCAGAUCAACCAGUCGAUCAUUUUCUGCAAUUCCUCUCAACGUGUUGAAUUGCUAGCCAAAAAGAUCUCCCAGCUGGGUUAUUCCUGCUUCUAUAUCCAUGCUAAAAUGAGGCAGGAGCACCGCAAUCGUGUGUUCCACGAUUUCCGCAAUGGCUUGUGCCGCAAUCUUGUUUGCACUGAUCUGUUUACCCGAGGUAUUGAUAUCCAAGCUGUGAAUGUGGUGAUAAACUUUGAUUUCCCAAAGCUGGCAGAGACUUAUCUCCAUCGUAUUGGCAGAUCAGGUCGCUUUGGUCACCUUGGCCUGGCCAUCAACUUGAUCACCUAUGAUGAUCGCUUCAACCUGAAAAGUAUUGAGGAGCAGCUGGGAACUGAAAUUAAACCCAUACCAAGCAACAUUGACAAGAGCCUGUAUGUGGCAGAAUACCACAGUGAACCUGUAGAAGAUGAGAAACAGUAAACGUGCUUUGAUGAUUACACAUGCCAGAAGGUGAAGCCCUUUGAUCCAGAUCUGUGACACAUCGUUUCUCUGGGGAUACCCUUCUCUUUGUGGGUUUUUCUUCGUCUUUUCGUUUUGGAACUAUGAAGACUAAAGAGCUCGGCCUUUUUACUUUUCAAAUUUGACAGUAAGAAAGAAAGAAGAUAAAAGGAGGAAUGUCUUUUUGGUUUUUUCCACUUGUUUGCACUGUGUGCUGAUUGAACAUUAGUUGCACUAACUGCUGAUUUUUAAUUUUUUUUUUCUUUGGGUGGGAGGGGCAGCAAGGGAAGAAGAGAAACCCUGAAAAGAGAAGAAUCUUGAUGAACAUGAGCUUGUCUGCAAUUUCAAAUUCUUCAACCAUUGGCUGAGUGCAUUUCAACUUCUCCCUGGUUACUCAUCUGUUUUUUAAGCUAAAGAGCUUGUUACUUAUUCGUGCAAAGUGCCUUAUGCUAUGAAACCAUUCAGAAUAUCACCUUUCUGACACAGCCCAAGGAAUCAACAGCCGGUUUUAGUUUCAGGUCAAAGUUCCCCUCUCUUCCCCUCUUCUCCUCCCCAAGUACUCAAGCCUGGGGCUGGGAGGCGAAAUGUUUUGGUAAUACUACUAUUUUCUUCAAUUUUUUAAAUUUAAUUUUAUUUUUUUUUAAUUGGAGGAGUUGAUAUGCAUCUGCAGUUCACCCACACUGUAAAUACCUGUAUUUAAAACAAAAACAACUUAAAAUCUGGGCUGAUUAAGUGCAGCGUCAUAGCUCCAGAAGGAAAGAGUAGCCUGCCAUCCUUUGCUGGAGCCAUAAGAAAAGCCCUGUGCUCUAGCAGAACACUAAAGACUGGUUUCCUUAAGAGUCUCCAUUAGUAGUUGCAGCACUUGAUAUGUGGACUUUCUUCAGAGCCAUGGCCCUCUUUCCUCUGGUGCAGUGUGUCCCAUAGAAAAUCAGAUGUGUAUAUUGUACAAACUUUGUAAAUAUGAUUUUUUUUUUUUGUUUGGGUUCAUAUAUAACUUCUUUGUGAUGAAGGUUGUUGGGGUUAAAGGGAUUAGACUGAUUAUGGGAGCAGCUAAAAAUGAGAGGGGCUCAGUUUUCUGCAACGCUAAACAAAGAGAAGUGCUCUGACCUCUGAGAAGAGCAGGCCUCUACAAGUGUCCCUUGUCAAGGUGGGUUUGCUUUGGUGUUAGCAAAACUAUCCUUGCACCACUCGUGUGGAAGAGAUCACUUGUGGGCCUCCAAGUCUGUAGCUCAGCUUGUUGGGCGAUUCUCUUCAUUUUCCCCCUUAGCAACUUCAGGAACUUGACAAGCUCUGAAGGGGGGGUCAUGACCUGUGUUACAUCGUUGUGAGGGGAAUGUAGCAGCGUCGGUGUUGCUGAGCAGUGUAUGUGGAAGCCAUCAAUUUGGGUUCAAAGGAAAAUGUAGAAAACCAAUUUACAUGCAUCAGCUGACAGUCCUGGCAUUGCGUGGGAUUGAUUUGCUUCCUGCAGCGUUGUGCGUUUUCUGCCCAGAGGAGCCUCUAUACAGACUUAAGAGCAGGCAAGGGCAAACCCCUGAUAAUGGCAGAAGCUGCAGAAAGCUGCUUGCCAUCUCUUCUGUUUUGGCAUGAAUUGCUGCCUGUCACUUUGCAUUGUAUAUCGCUGAAAAGCGCUUUCUGGUCAAGUAGUGUUGCUUUAAAUUGUGCCCCUCCCAACAUGCUUGAGGUUUGGCCUGAUCUACAGGCAAAAGGAGUGAGAAAAAUCAAAAAUGUACUCUUUUAAAAUUCCCUUUUAGCCUGUUCACCAACACUGUCAGGAGGCACCUGGAUGAGUGCAGUCCUUUUUGCUCCGUUGUUUAUUGCAUAUACAGAUGCUGCGCUCACACCAUGCUUGCUUACCUUUGAGGCAAGAAUUAAUUAUUUUAAUUUCUCCCAGUUUUGACACCAUCCCCACCCCCCCUUUUUUUUUUUCCUGAAUGGAAGCAAAAUUAUUUGGAACUAGCAAGGUGGAUUUACCCAUGCAUUUCUGUGAGGAUCAUAAAGAGAAGCCAGGUGCCUCCUGACAACAACUUUACAAGAUGGAAAGUUUUUGUUUGGCUUUUUUUUUUCCCUUCCAUCACCAGUGACUCCGUAAUUGUAGCAAAUGCUGCACUAGAGUACAAACUCAAGAGCUUGGUCACAGACAUGCUGUGAGCCGCUCAGCAUACAUCUGACUGGCAGGUACUAAAUGUAAACAAUGUUGGGGUGUUUUUUGGGGGUGGGGGUGGGAUUUUGUGGGUGGUAACUUUGACCAAAAGUAAAUCUUGCUCUUGUACUGCAGCCAGCUUACGAUUUUCCAGAAAGACAGAAGAGGGAUCAUUUUAGUGCAACAGAAACAUGACAAAUGUAAAUAAAAGUGUUGUAUCUUAUGAGGGCAUGCACAUGUAACGAGAACAGGAUAGCGAUGUUGAGUCAGACGUGUGUGCUCUGCUUGGAUUUGUUGUAGGUUAGCCUGGUGCCAUGUGUUGAUGGUCCCUCUUGAAGCACAGAACUUUUGAAAGUAUUACUUUAAACAUGGCCUCUACUUGAGGAUUGGCACUUACCUAAACUAUCUGGGGCACCAUUUGUAGGUGGCUUCUUGUCAAGAAGGAAGCUGCCUAUUUUUGGUGCUAGUAGGCUAUCUGUAACAGAUGUGAUCUUGCAAAUGGAAAGAUGCUCCAAAGGACUAGGAUAAUCCUAGUUUUUUUGUUGUUUAAAAUUUGUUUUUAAUACUGUUUGGGUUGGUUUUAUUUGUGUUUUUUUUCUUUGGUGUGUCUGGGGUUUUUUUGAUUUUGGUUUUUUGGGGUUUUUUUUUGGGUUGUAGGGGUUUUUUGUUGUUGGUGGUUGUUGAGUUUUUUUCCCUGCCCAAGAGUAAGGAGUGUAUAAUUUUUGGCUUCCUGAGAUUCCUUGUGAGCUCCUGUUCUUGGUGGCUACAUACCAGUCUUUACAUUUAUGCAAUAGUUGCAGCCUUCAGUGAUGAACCCAAGGUUAAAUACUUAAUCUAACAAAGAUGAUGUGAAAGAGAAUCGUAAUAUAUUCUGCACUUUUCUCCUUGGAAGUCUAAAAGCAUCACUUUGCUAGUUGGAUGAAAUGAAGUUUCACAGCUGGCUGAAGCGGUUGUGAAGAGGGUGAUGCGAACCUUGCCAGCUUGUUUGGAGAAACGAGAGGCUGGUCUCUGGGUACAUGCUGUCAGGAGUGCACCGCAGUUGCUGGGGGCUUUUUCCAAAGGGAGGGGGGUGGGUUGGUCUCAAGUAUGUUUCAGUUUCCAGAAUGAGAUGGGAGCAUCUUUCCUUUGCCCUCUGUGACUUCUUUUGUGGGUAAGAACAGGGAAGCUCAACAAGAAGUCAUGUUGUGUAUGUGUUGGUAUCGAAUCAUCUCAUUCUGAUCUUUUGUUCUUUAUUUUUACUUGGGAUAGGGGAGGGUGUCUGCUGUAAGGAUUUAAAAAUGCUUCACGUGCUUAGGCUUGGUGGUGUGUGUGUGUUUGUUUUUUUUUUUUUUCCCUUUUCUGAAAUGACUGUUAGGGCACAAACCUGAACAGACUGCUGUCUUGCCUUGGUUUCUGUUACAGAGUUGCUGUGCCAGGUCUCCUGAGCUGCUACAGUGGUGGUUCUUGUCCUGGUGCUGGACUGUGUAAUGCUGCUGGAGCUGACUGGCUGUUGCUUUCUGAGAAUUAAAUGAAUUUCUUUCCCAGGAGCUCCAGCAGUAUGGCUGCCAUGGUAAAAGCUGUGCAACAGUAGUCCCCAAGGGGAGUUCUCCAGUUGCUGCGAACUUCCAGUCCCUCUUUUGUGAGUCGCAGUUUCUUUGUGUUAAACCAGCUCUCUGGACCAAAGAACAUGCAUCUAGUCUUCAAAAUGAGGCUUUGGCAGAUUAUUCUGUAGGUUUUGCUCAGUUCACUGUUGUGUUGCUAAAAGGUCCCUACGUGGAAGCAUUGUUAAAUUCUGCUGUAGACAACAUAGGGAAGGGUAAGGAGGGGUGGGGGGAGGGAUGGGUUUAUUAAGAUACAGCCUUGCUGUAUUUUAACCAGUAAUUAUAAGGAAGGGGUGUCAGGAUAAGAAAAUAGUCACUGUUCCCUUUAUUGAAAGAAACUGGAACUUUUAUUUCAAGAAAAGAAACUAUUUGCAAUUCAGGUGGAAUAUUGUAAUCCACUGGUCCUGAUUUAAGAGGUGGUUGUUAUUACUAUUAACCAGCAAACAACAUGAACUAGUCCUUGAAAAUGUUCAGGGAGGGAGGGGGAAAUUGGCUUUCUGUUUAAAUUGGUAAUUGGCAAACUCUCCAGUGGAGCUCAGGUCGAUUGUGGUGAGAAUGUAUUUUUUUCUGGCUGUGUGCAUCACAGCCCUGACUUGUGAAGAGCUUCACGAGUUCAGAGUGCUGAAAAGAUGAAGGGUAAAAUCCUGAUUUUUGAUGAAUAAACUCAAUAAAAGCUCCCUG